CGUAAACUGCAGUGUUUGGUUGUGGUCGGAACAGAGGAAGCGAAGAAGGGGAUCAAGGAAACCUCUAGCAUCGUAGAUAAACACCCCUGAAGACGUGUGAACCCAGCGGUCACACAACUGUAACUACACCAAAAAGAACCGUAAAAGGGUCCUUGACACAGCGAGGGUCAAGAUGUCUGAGACAUACGACUUCCUGUUCAAGUUCCUAGUGAUCGGCAGUGCUGGUGCGGGGAAAUCCUGCCUCCUCCACCAGUUCAUCGAGAACAAGUUCAAACAGGACUCCAACCACACCAUCGGCGUGGAGUUCGGUUCCAGGGUGGUCAAUGUCGGCGGGAAGACGGUCAAACUGCAGAUCUGGGACACUGCCGGACAGGAGCGAUUCCGUUCUGUGACACGCAGCUACUACAGAGGAGCAGCUGGAGCCCUCUUGGUCUAUGACAUCACCAGCCGUGAAACGUACAACGCGCUGACCAACUGGCUGACGGACGCACGGACACUAGCGAGCCCCAACAUCGUCAUCAUCCUGUGCGGAAACAAGAAAGACCUGGACGCGGAGAGAGAAGUGACGUUCCUGGAAGCCUCGCGGUUUGCUCAGGAGAACGAACUAAUGUUUCUGGAGACGAGCGCUCUGACGGGUGAAAACGUGGAGGAGGGAUUCCUGAAAUGCGCUCGCACCAUCCUCAACAAGAUAGAUUCAGGGGAGUUGGACCCCGAGAGGAUGGGCUCAGGAAUCCAAUAUGGAGACGCCUCACUGAGGCAGCUGCGGCAGCCGAGAGGCACGACGACGCAAAACAAGCAGCAGUGUAACUGCUAGGGGUCGGACUCCGUCCUUACUUGAACCCGCUGGCCCAUACGGAGAGACCGCCCCCUACAGCUCAUCUCCAGGUGUUUUUGGGUGUGUGCGACUGCUGUCUCAUGCACUUUAGACCACCUGGAUCAGUGUUGGUGGGUUGGGGGGCACUACUUUGAUGACCCCUGACCUCCAACCUCUGGUAAGCCUCCUUACCUGAGUGGUUCAGGUUUUUAUCCCGCAUCUGGACUGCUUAACCCCCCACACCCCUCCCUCUCGGUGCGAAGACGGUGCGAUCACAAAGAAGGCACUCCGUCAUCAGAUGCCAGAGGAGGACAAGUCAAGGGUUGUUUGUUUUGAGCUUCUCUCCUGUCGUUUUUACGUCUUCGCUUUCCCACGCUGGUUUUAAGCCACCCUAAGAUGUUUUCCUGCAUUUGCACUUCAUUGACUGUAAAUGAUUGUGAAGCUCCUUCGAGCAUUUUCAUCACUCGGCCUCCGGCCGAUUAGUUAAUCAAAGCAAAUCGUAACCGAUAGUGACUCUGUGAUAAACGGUCUAAAUGUGUACUCUCAAAAGAGGUCAUCAUCUUCCUCCAUAGUUUGGCUUAAAAAUGUCGUAUUCAGGUUUCUAUCAGACGCCACGUCUGUGGUUUGUCAUCUUAUGAUGCUUCUCAUUUGAUCAGAAAAUUGAAGAGUAGUGGGGUUCGGGUGGAGCUCAGUCAGACCCAGAGUGUUCAAUCGUUGAGUGUCUCAGUGGAAAAUGCUUGGUUUUUGAAUUGCAAAUGCACCGUAAUGACGUAGAGCGAUGGCUUUUAGGUUAUGCUCCAUACUUUAAAUCCACAGUUUUGGUCAGACGUUUGCAUCCUUUCAUCCACCACAUUGAUUCUGUUCUGUCUUUUUUUUCUGCAGUGAUUAUAUACCAUACAGUUGCAAUGAGUUUUAGAAGCAAGAAUUGGGAGCACCAAUGUGAAUUGAUUGCGGCUUUAUUUUUUUUUGUAGUCCACACAGCGUCAAAAAUUACAUGUAAACCCUCAAAUAUAAA
This is a messenger RNA of Poecilia latipinna (sailfin molly), 1829 nucleotides long. RefSeq names its product RAB4B, member RAS oncogene family (gene rab4b). Lineage: Eukaryota; Metazoa; Chordata; Actinopteri; Cyprinodontiformes; Poeciliidae. Gene Ontology annotation, molecular function: GTPase activity; GTP binding. The record is from RefSeq and is a predicted model, not a curated record. The transcript is spliced from 8 exons. Gene Ontology annotation, biological process: Rab protein signal transduction. The coding region runs from base 173 to 814 and encodes 213 amino acids.